AGCCUUGGCUUAGUGACAUCACCGAGCAACAGAAACCCGACGGUGGGAAUCAAUUGAAUCAUCUCACCCUAAAUAAGGGAGACGCUCAAAAAACUUCACUUGUCAGGGGAGCAAACGAACUGCACUAAAUGUCAGGAAACUCCCCGAAAUUUGCUUUUACCAUUGGCUUCUGCUUCAAAUAUCCAGUGAGAUCACUUUUAGCCUAGAUCGGUCCUGCCCGUUUUGUACUCCUUCCCCCUUUUUUCUAUAGGCAAACUCACAUCUACAAAGUCGAUUACAGCAAAGUCCACAGCUGCUGAAAAUAUGUGCAGGAGGUGGUCUCUGCCGUGGAGGCUCUUUUCUGCUUUCCGCGGGACAGCUGUGGAGAAUAACAUGAACUGAUGUGGGAAUUUACUGGACAACAAAGCGACAGCGACGGCCGGACGCACUGCUUCCUCGUGCUGCUCGGAGGUUCGGCCGGACUGAUCCCGGAGGUUGGCCGUAGGAAAUUCAGCGAGUCCAGCAGGCAAAGCCCGCAGCAAUCAGAAAGUAUCCUCAACGAUUUCGAGCUUCGUCUCCUCAACAUGUUUGGACUAAAGCGGAGACCAACACCAAGCAAGCUGGCCGUAGUGCCCCAAUACAUGGUGGACCUCUACCACCUGUAUUCCGGGAAUCGGGAACAGAACCUCAGCCGGCCGAGGAGUGCUUUGGGGAAGCAUUUAGAGAGGUCCGCCAGCAAUGCAAAUACUAUUAGAAGUUUUCACCAUGAAGAAUCCUUGGAGUUGCUCUCCAGCCUCAGCGGAAAGACCACACAGCAGUUCUUCUUCAAUAUCACCUCCAUUCCUGACUCUGAGCUCGUCACGUCAGCGGAGCUGAGGAUUUUCCGGGACCAGGUGAUGGAGUCCAUCAACAAUGGGAGCAGUGGUUACCACCGCAUCAACAUAUAUGAAGUCCUGAAGCCUGCACUUUCUUCCGAAGAACCAAUCAUAAGACUUCUGGAUACCAGGCUGGUGCAGCACAGCCUGAGCAAAUGGGAGAGCUUCGACGUGAGCCUCGCUGUCACACGGUGGACCAUGGAGGGCCACUCCAACCUGGGAUUUGUGGUGGAGGUGGUCCACCUAGACAGCCAGAGCCAGGAGGCGAAGAGGCAUGUCAGGGUGAGCAGGUCUCUGCACGCCGACGAGGACUCCUGGCCUCAGAUGAGGCCACUCUUGGUGACGUUCAGCCAUGACGGGAAUGGCAACGUCCUUCACACGCGAGAGAAGCGGCAGGCCAAGGGCAAACAGAGGAAGAAGCACAAAACCAGCUGCAGGAGGUAUUCUCUAUACGUGGACUUCAGCGACGUGGGCUGGAAUGACUGGAUAGUGGCUCCGCCGGGCUACCACGCCUUUUACUGUCACGGAGAGUGCCCGUUCCCAUUGGCCGAUCACCUGAACUCCACCAAUCACGCCAUAGUUCAGACUUUGGUUAACUCGGUGAAUACGAACAUUCCCCGGGCCUGCUGUGUCCCCACAGAGCUGAGCCCCAUCUCCCUGCUCUACCUAGAUGAAUAUGAAAAAAUUAUCUUGAAAAACUACCAGGAUAUGGUCGUUGAAGGCUGCGGUUGCCGGUGAAAUGAGAACAAUAUUAUUGACACUUUAUUUCCCCAAUGAAGAUUCCUAUUUAUACAUAUAUAGAAAAUGAAAUUUAAACUGCUAUUUUGAAAAAAAAAAAAAGAAAUAUGAAUAUAUUUAUGUCUACAAAAGUUGGGAAAAUAAAUAUCUUAAUCAGAGGAUUAUUCCUUUAAUGGUUUUGAAAAGCAUUUCUGAUGUACAUUUUCAAAAGGGUGCAAUACCAGUCAUGAAGUAUAAUGCUCAGAUUUUUAUUGUGUAUUUAUUUCUAUUAUAACCACUUUUAUGUAAAUACGUAAUAUGUGUAUUUAUGUAUAAUCACGAUAAAAUAUAGGAUUGGAACACAAUGUCCAAGGAAGCAUAGAAGACUGAGGUCUGUCCAUUUAUUUUAUAGAAUUGGAAAAUAUAUAGACUGAGUUCUCUUUGUUAAACACCUUUUUAGGCUCUGGUCAAAACAGAGGCAGGGCCUGCAUGUAUCGUAGGGGAAGGAAAUACAGAAAACAUGUUUGCAAAUGACAUUAACAUAGAUAAACAUCCAAGCAUCAUUGCUCCAGAUCGAAAGGUUACGUUCCCUGUUCGCCUUCAAGCUGAGUGAAAUACAUUUCUAACAUAUGCAAGUUAUCUGAUUUACAUAAAUAUAACUGUGCUAAAUCGGGGGGAAGGGGGGGGGGAGCACGUUACAGUGGCAUGAAUGGGGCAUGUUAAGCAGUGCGGCUCGAAUCCCAUGCGGCACUGCGUUGGCGCCCCCUCAGAAUAUGGCACCCCCGGUGGGCUGACCGGCAUUGGUAUUAUAAGCGGGUUGUUCUUGUGGUGAAGAUGGAGACAGGAUGGACAGAUUAGCCAUAAGUAACAUGAAUGUUCUAACCUAGAGGUUCUGUGACAGGUAGACAACACUGAAUGCUCAGGUUCUAGUCUGUAACUCCGCUGGCGUGCAGCACCUUCUCAGAAAGUGCUCAGUCUAACCCGAGAGGAGCACAAUGCGUUGGUGAGCACUGGCCGGGCACGGUGACCCCCCGCUCUGGUGGGAUGCUGCACGCUGCUAAAUGGAGAAGCUUAGCUUUUUGCAGACCUCCUCCCCCCCGAGUGAUUUUCUAUGGGUUAUUUAGACAACUAAGUGCAAUUCCUUUCCAGUGCUGCUAACACAAUCGGGAACCUCGUAAAGAAGUACAUGGUUUUGCAGAGAUCACAUUCUGAGAAAUCGCUUUUCUUUGGCAGCUAAAAUGCACAUGUGACUGUGUUGUGGUGAGUCGUUGGACACCUUUCUCUGAUGUUCAUUUUUGCCUAGUAGCUUCAGAGGAAAUAAACACAAAUAAACUUAAUGCAGGAGCCUGGUUAUAGGAAGUCUGAUCACUUCACUGUCCUAUUUGUGGAUGACUGUGCUUCAUUUGUUCCUCGUAUUGAACACAAGUCACAUGUCGACACCACAAGUAAAGGGAAUAUGGAUGUCAUGUGUAAUAUAUUAUAUCUCUGACCCCUAAAUAUAGGGUCAUGUGCCGAACACAAAAUCACCCCCAAUGGUGGAAAGAUUUUCAGAUAUAAAACCUGUCAGCCCUCUUCUGACAAACCACUCAGACACGAGGUGAUUUAGGGUGACAGCUGGUUCAAGUUAAAAAUUAAUUAUGGUUAUAAGAAACUCUUGGAUUAUUUUGACUUUCUGAGUUCUAAGUGAAUCCUUUGAAAAAUCAAAUAUCAGUGCACUUGGGAGCUAAAUCCCUAAAUGAAGGUGGCUGUGAAAAGCAGACAGUAUCAAAUAGUGAGUUUGAAUCAGGACGACUCAAAUAUAUGAAUUCCUACAAAUGCAAAGCACGCUGCAAAGACAGGAAUAAGCCGGAAAGGAUUCGAAGAAGAGACCUUCUCUAAAUGUACGUAUUUUGAUGUGCGUUCGCGUUUGAAGCAUGGAAUGUUGAUUGCUACAUAGAUGCAUGAACAUGCUUGCAGAAAAACAGCCUUCCGUAGAAGUUCCUCAUCUGCCAGGCCGAAUCUUUCUGAUGUUUUCCAGCGACUGCCGCGUGGUAACGAUAACAAACGAGAGGAGUUGUUCGUAGGAUGGCAAGUGGGGUUUUGGGGUUAGCCCUCGCGACUGAAAGAUGCUGUUGUUCUAGCAAAAUGCAUAAUAUACAUGUGAACCGUGCAGUCUUGGCAGGUUGUUUGCCAAUCGAAUGCUAGAGACUCAUGGGCAAAUUCCUCUUUUUGGCUUUUUAUGGUAUGUUGGGUUGACAGGCGCAUAAAAAAAGACGCACAGCCACAAUUUUAAGAUGGCAUGAAAAACGAAUGAACAGAUCAGCUAAUAUAUAUAUAAAUUAUGAGGUUUAUGUCCCAUUAAGAACUGCUGUGGUCUUACAUACAUACUUGGCAUGCACUGUGUAAUUGUACGUACUCCACUGCAAAAAAAAUGCUGCAUUAAACUGACACACUUCAGCUCAGUAAAACUACAGAAUUUGCUCAUUAUCUUGCCUGAAUUCAUAAGAAACAUCUGCAGCAGCUGGGAUACUUAAAACCUGGCUGACUCUUACACAUGCAGAACCUUUACAGGAAAAACGAGGACAAAUCUCGUACACGUGUGGGGAUUAUUUUUUUAUUUUUUUUGUUGUUUGUUCUGCAUGCAAACCCCAAUGGGAUGAAUUUUUUAUUUUUUUUUUUACCCGAACUAUGGAUUCGUACAGUGUCACAUUGUGAAUGCAAGUGUGUGAUACAGUCAUUAGCAACAGCUGUGAAGAAAAGCAUCAGCUGCACACUAAAUCGUUGUAAGUCCAUCCAUCACCUUGUCAUUAAAAUCAGUCUACUGCUCCA
Molecule: messenger RNA, 4379 nt
Organism: Brienomyrus brachyistius
Lineage: Eukaryota; Metazoa; Chordata; Actinopteri; Osteoglossiformes; Mormyridae
Gene: bmp2b
Product: bone morphogenetic protein 2b
Exons: 3
Coding region: 381-1592 (403 amino acids)
Biological process (GO): SMAD protein signal transduction; negative regulation of transcription by RNA polymerase II; BMP signaling pathway
Cellular component (GO): extracellular region
Molecular function (GO): BMP receptor binding; growth factor activity; cytokine activity
Source: RefSeq, a predicted model, not a curated record